AGCGUAGCUGGGGAAGAAAAAUAUUGCCCGUAUCACGAACAAAACACAGACAAGGUUUUCAAGCAUGUAUGUACAGUGGUUGUUGCUCACUCCUGAGAAAGCGCCGCCCCGUUUCGAAGGGCACUCUUCGAAUUGCAGCCUUCGCGAUUGGCUACGCGUCGCCGGUUUCAAUCGCUGAGGCCACAACUGACCACAAAUUCAAAGAAGCCACAUGGAGGAACUACAUGAGGUAGACCAGGUACGCACGUUAGACAAGGCGUUGACAGUGUUUACGGCUCCUACCAACUGCACGACUGCUUCUCCAGCUUCUGCGGCGGGCUCAUUGGUGCCCAAAAGCAACUGUCGUGUUUAUUGUUGCGUGCCACUUUGUACAUCGGCUAGAUCGAAACAUCCUGACGUUUCGUUCCAUCGUUUCCCAACCGCCGACCCUGACUUCAAGAGACGGCAGCUGUGGAUCGAAAAAGUGUGCUUGGACAAGCCACCUUCGCCAACGAUGGUAAUUUGCUCGCGGCAUUUCCAGCCACUGGACUUCUUUUAUUCAGGUUACUUCUGCUACCGCCGUAGGCUAAAACGAACAGCAGUGCCCAGCCGGAAAUUUGCCGAAGCCCAGAAGUGUAGAGGAGAUCACAAAAACAGAGGUUCAUCUUGUUCACCAGGAACAUGAAUCGUACGGGUACACGGAGAAGGACAAAGAAUUACAAAUCUUGGCCUGCAUGAGCACAUCAGCUGUGGUGCGACUGAAGAGGAUUGAUGAGUUACUGCCAGAGAAGUUGCAGGCAGCAUUACUUCGUUCAUGACCAUCACUUUGUUGGCUGGCCCUCCGUGAGAUCUUACCGUGUUGAGAGAAUUUUCAGAUCCUCAAGCUGCCCGCAAAUUAGAGGACAGUGGUUUGACAGAGUGAUGAAGUUAGACCAAACAGAAUAAUUGUGUUCGCCACAAGUUCUGGCUCAGAUGCUGCGAUAUUUUUGUCUUCAAAGACAAGAUUCUUUGCAAUGCACCCAUCAUUUGUAAAGCACCCCAAAUGGUGUGCUUAGUAACAGAUUCCAGAGGAAUUCCAGCGUCAUAAAUAGAAACGCCUACAGUGUGCUUUGUAAAGUUUGGCAAAUAUUAUUUAAUAAAUGUUUUGUUGCAAGUUUA
Messenger RNA from Rhipicephalus microplus (southern cattle tick), 1137 nucleotides. RefSeq lists its product as uncharacterized. Gene Ontology annotation, molecular function: sequence-specific DNA binding. The record is from RefSeq and is a predicted model, not a curated record. Lineage: Eukaryota; Metazoa; Arthropoda; Arachnida; Ixodida; Ixodidae.